CGUUUAAGCGCAAUGCUUUAAAAAGUUCCUAGAAAAGACCUCGUGCUUUUGGCUUCUACUUUCCCACUGCUACGCUCAUAAAGUAAACUGCACAUCUGUGCUAUUUAGUAUGUGGUUUGCGUAUAGUUUAUUGUAUUUAUUCACUGUGUAUUUGGCAGUAAUUCUUAGAAGGCUCAGCCAGUCAGUCAGAAACUCCCCCGUUGCUCGACACGCCUAAACUUUGACAACUCAAGCAGCAGCAAAAGAAGCUCAUUUUCAGCGCAUCUGGGACACAAACCAACAGCACCGCCUGAAUCCGUUUGUAUCGAGGGGAUAAAGUCAGCCUUCAACCUGUCCGUCACUGAGUGACAGCACAUAUCUGCAGGGGGAGACGUCUAUCAUGCAAUUCGAGUUUGCAAAGUGGUCUCAAAGCGUGCACUCAAACAGUAACACAUCGUGGAACACCGAUGUACAAGAAAACCAAACACAGAUGCCAUUAGGAGGAGGAAACAAGUGCGGCCGCUGUCAAAAGACGGUCUACUUUGCAGAAGAGGUGCUGUGUGAUCGUCAGAGCUUCCACAAGUCCUGCUUCCUGUGCAUGGUGUGCAGGAAGAACUUGGACAGCACCACUGUCGCCGUUCACAUGGAUGAAGUCUACUGCAAGGCGUGCUACAGCAAGAAGCACGGGCCCAAAGGUUACGGUUACGGCCAGGGAGCAGGGACGCUCAGCAUGGACAAGGGGGAGUCUCUGGGCAUCACACAUGAAGAACCGGCUCCCCGUCGUCCGACCAGCAGCAACCCGAACCCACCCGGGACGGCGCAGAGGUUUGGAGGCUCAGACAAGUGCCCUCGAUGCGGCAAGGCUGUCUACGCCGCGGAGAAAGUGAUUGGAGCUGGGAGUGCAUGGCACAAGAUUGGAUGUUUCACUUGUGCCACGUGUAAUAAGAGCCUCGAGUCAACCACACUGGCUGAUAAGGAUGGAGAAAUCUACUGCAAAGGCUGUUAUGGCAAACAAUUUGGUCCCAAGGGAUUUGGGUAUGGACUGGGAGCUGGGGCGCUGGUAAAUACCCAGUAGAGGGCAGACCAAUGACAUCUGGGUUGCCAUGUUUGCAGGAAGCUUGCGCUAGCUGUGUCCUUACUGCAGAGGGCAGACUGCAGCCAGUAAACUUCCACGUGUCUGAGUGGAGGAAGGUCUCGUGUACAGUAUAUACAGCAUAUGGCGUGGGGACGCGAGAACAGCUUGUUAAAGAGCCUUCUUUGACUCUCAGUAAAUCAUGAUACUUAACCUUAAUGCAUUGAUGAUUCGCACCUUUUCUGUAUUUUCAUUUCCUUGUUUAAAUGAAAUACCAGUUUCUUAUCAAUAAUACUAUUGUAAUAUUGUUUUUUUUCUACAAUAACGAUGAUAUUAAAUACUGUUAAGAGA
Pungitius pungitius (ninespine stickleback) is the source of this 1402-nucleotide messenger RNA. It is a transcript of the gene csrp1a, whose product is annotated as cysteine and glycine-rich protein 1a. Gene Ontology annotation, cellular component: cytoplasm; Z disc; nucleus. Gene Ontology annotation, molecular function: structural constituent of muscle; actinin binding. Gene Ontology annotation, biological process: muscle tissue development; sarcomere organization. Bases 380 to 1054 code for a protein of 224 amino acids. NCBI's taxonomy places the organism in Eukaryota, Metazoa, Chordata, Actinopteri, Perciformes, Gasterosteidae. The transcript is spliced from 8 exons. The record is from RefSeq and is a predicted model, not a curated record.